CAUUAUAAAAUCAAAAUUGAAAUGACUUCCCCGCCGAGCUAUGACCAACAUCUUCUCGAUCGGCUUAAUGCACUGAAAAAGUCAAGCAUCCAGCUUGACCCUUCAAAACCACAGACACUAUUGAACCUGCAUUCAAGGGAGGCAACACCAGAAACAGACCUAUCAGCCCGUCUACGAAGUCUCCGAAAUGGUACAUCUUCGCCAUCACCCGCCCCAGAAUCGUCCCGCGCGACACCCGCUGCAGAAAUUCCCAGUCAAAGCCUCGCCGAGGAUCCAGACCCUCUGCGCAAUCCCCUGAACCCCGACGAGCAAAGUCUCGAUGAUCUUCUUGCCGAACUAGGCCCUGAGUAUCAAUGGACGCUGAAUCCAGAUGAUCCUGAUGAUAUCCAGCAGUUACUUGAUGAAGCCAAGAGUGCGUUACCCCGCAAUGAAGAUCAGCCCGGUUCCUCGUCCAGAGAGGUCGAAAAUGGUUCUAGGGAUGGGAGUGAUAAGUCAGAAAAGAAUGUCCUCACAAGUGAUCUGGAUAUGUCGGUGUUCGCUCUAGAUGAAGAGGAUGGAGAUCGAAACCAAGCCCAGAACUCAGGGCUUGAGAAUGAAUCACGUGAGGUCCAAGAUAUCAUCGCGAGGCUGCUGGACGAAGUGAACCUUGAACGAGGAAAUGAGUCUAGCGACCAAGAGGAUAACCUGGAGUCUUUAGAGAAGGGGAAAGACGAGGAAUCCCUUUCACUACCGUCCGCUCCCUCAGAACUUCCCGAGCCAACCGUGACAGAAACGGAGCCAACUAGGAAAUCGCUGGAUUUCGAAUCGGAUAUCACUGCUCGCAUGGCAGCACUCAGAGGCCUGGGCACACCGAACGAGCUUGGUUUACCAUCACCACCAACCUUUGCGCCAGCAGCCAAACCUGUGAAGGGAGUGAUGAAGAAGUACACGGAUGAAGAGAUUGAUUCUUGGUGUAUCAUAUGCCAGGAUGAUGCUACGGUUAAGUGUCUGGGCUGUGAUGGAGAUCUAUAUUGUGCGAAUUGUUGGAAGGAGGGACACAUGGGGCCUGAUGUUGGUUGGGAGGAGAGAGGACACAAGUGGACGAAGUUUAAGAAACCGAAUUGAACGCCCAGGUUUUUCUUGAAUGUUUACUGUUACUGCCAUAUACCAACACAGAAAUUAGAGCCCUUUUUAACACCCUCUACAGCUCCAAGAUGCAUCCUAGGUUAUGAUCAUGUGAACUGACAAUCAUUUGAACCACUGUGUUACAUUUUCGGGUUCAAACCAGAGACGCCAAGAGAAUUCCCAAACCUUUGAGGGAAAUCAACGUAUACAUACAAUGCAUUUUGAUUACAUGCCAGGCCCGUAUAUCAUCGCCCGACUUCCAUAACGCCUCCUACAUCCAUAUGCAUCCAAUACGCCGACCAAUUUCACCUAUGUAUACACAGACAGAGAGAAACCACCCAAGUACAAUUUAAUCCCUAAUCAAACAAUCAAUCGUCAUCUUCGUGGAGGUCUUCGCCACGAAUACCACGGCCUGCAGCACCGGCGCUGGGUUUCUUGGCCUUGCCGCGGAUAUCUUGCCACGUC
Amorphotheca resinae ATCC 22711 is the source of this 1569-nucleotide messenger RNA. RefSeq lists its product as hypothetical. Bases 22 to 1104 code for a protein of 360 amino acids. Lineage: Eukaryota; Fungi; Ascomycota; Leotiomycetes; Helotiales; Amorphothecaceae. The record is from RefSeq and is a predicted model, not a curated record. The transcript is spliced from 2 exons.